AUGGAUAUAAAGUACGAUUCUCAACAAAUAGACUUGUACACUAAGCUUUACGGGAGAACAGGAAUACUUGUGCAGCGACUUUUGUUCACAAGAACCAUAAUGAAAAUAGUGGUUAUAAUCAAAAGCUUCGCUUCCAGCGAAAGCGACGCAUUCCUGGGUAGGUCAGAUAACAAGGACGAAGCUGACGAAGACGGUAAACCUCUGACUAGGCAGGCUCUUUUGGAAAGAAUUCGGCAAAAGAAAGAAGUCAUCGGGAAGCUUCGAUGUCAACCAUGGAGUAUGUCACGGAAAAAGCGGACGCUCAAACUUGCCCAGAAGUACUUAGAGCAACACGAGUCUCGAGUGUCAAGAACACACCUAUAUAUGGAAGAAUUUCGAAAGCGUAUUCGUCUGAUGAAGCGAAGUUUUUCGAACUUCAAGACAUAUUUGAUACCAUGGGAGGGCAAGAUUAAGCGUAUCGAGAGUCAUUUUGGUUCGGUCGUGUCGUCAUACUUUACGUUUCUACGCUGGAUAGUCUUUGUAAACGUGAUCAUGACACUAAUCAUUGUUGCCCUUGUUGUGUUACCCGAAACGCUAGCCGAUGCCGCGGCCGAUGAAGCACGACGAAAUCGAACGGAUUCACGCAAGGAGAUUCCACCAAAUGAACGCGUUCAUGCCGAUGAGAUAGCCGUAGUCUGGCAUUACGACGGUUACUUGAGAUACUCACCGUUAUUCUAUGGGUACUAUUCCGACGACGAUUUUUUAGGAGAAAAAUACCCGCUUCCAUUGGCAUAUUUUCUCGUCACAAUUUUCAUUUUUGCCUAUAGCUUUUUCGCCAUUCUUAAAAAAAUGGCUGCGAACGCUCGUAUGUCGAAGUUAUCGGGCAGUAAAGCAGAGCAAUACAUUUUCAACUGGCGUGUGUUCACCGGGUGGGAUUAUACGAUCGGAAAUCAAGAGACAGCUACUAAUACUGUAAUGGCUAUCGUCAUAAAACUAAGAGAGUCAAUAGCUGAUUGUCGAGUCUCGGAAGAGUCGAAAUUUCGGUGUCUACAGUUCACGUUACGAGUAUCAGCCAACAUUAUCAUUUGUGCGAUGCUCGCUUUUUCCAUAUACUGUAUUUCAUUUGCUGUGCAAAAAUCACAAACAGCUGUUGAACAAGAGGGCAAUCUGUUCACUAAAAAUCAGGUACCAUCGGUAGUCGCUACGAUUACUCAUGUAUUUCCGAUGAUUUUCGACUUAAUUGGUCGACUGGAGAACUAUCACCCACGUACAGCUUUGCGGGCACAUCUUACUAGAGUAUUGGUUUUGUACGUAUUGAAUUAUCUAACCUUGAUAGUUGCACUAUUCGAUAAAAUGGAUGCGAUUAGGAAAAAAGACCCAGCUGAUGGUUUCUCCUCAGUAAAGAAGCGUCAACUUGGUGGAAGAAACCCAAAUUUACCUCGACCGCCACCGUACGCUAGUCGCACGUUCGAGAAUCGAGCUGAUUUGUUACGUUUUAUCGAGAUAAGUACGAGACGCUUCGAUCAGAAUCGCUCAAUUAAGACCGCAUCCACGGCUCCGUUUACUGUGAUGUCGCAAUACGGCCCGGUCAAUGUGAACAAUCCAAAUGUUAUUCUUCGUAACGGGACACUAAAAAAGAAGUUCGAAGCGAAACGAAUAGGACCAAAUCCCUUACCCAUCUAUACACCUCCACCCCGCACAUUUCCACCACACGAGCCUGGUAAAGUUAUUGAGAAAUUCGGUGGGCCUGAUUAUCGUCCAAUUCGCAUAUAUCCAAAGCCAGCAACCACAUCUCGUCCUCGAGUAACACGACCACCUCCACGGGUGACAGUGAUUGUUGGGCAACAAUAUGAAGAGGGAACUUUAACACGUUCACUUCUGCUAGCCAGUAAUUUAGAGACUAUUCGAGUACCACCAGCAGCUGGGCGAAAAAGUAUCGCCGAUGAGGUUUACAAUACGGAAAUUUGUUGGGAAACGAUUAUUGGUCAGGAAAUCGUCAAAUUGGUCACAAUGGAUCUUAUUGUAACGAUUGUAUCGAUUCUUAUUAUCGAUUUUCUUCGUGGACUCUGGAUCAAAUACUGCUCAUCGUGGUGGUGUUGGGAUAUUGAGACGACGUUUCCCGAAUACGGCGAAUUCAAAGUGGCUGAGAAUGUCUUGCACAUCAUCAACAAUCAAGGAAUGAUAUGGCUUGGUUUAUUCUUCGCUCCCCUCUUACCAGCAUUGAAUAAUGUUAAACUGAUUAUAAUUAUGUAUAUUCGCGGAUGGGCUGUGAUGACAUGUAACGUGCCAGCUCGAGAAAUUUUUCGCGUUAGCCGAUCGAGUAACUUCUACUUGUUAAUUCUACUACUGUGGUUACUCCUUUGUACCCUACCGGUUGGUUUUGUGAUAGCAUCGACAAGACCGUCGAGAAAAUGUGGUCCAUUUGCGCAACACGAUCAUUUUUACACAGUUAUCACAAAGGAGAUUGAAAAACGAGUGGAUCCAUUCAUUCUUGGUUAUAUAAGACAUGUCGCAUCACCAGGUGUUGUAAUACCAAUUUUACUAUUCCUCAUGUUGAUCAUCUACUUCUUGGUAUCAUUGGUAAGAGGAUUACGUGAAGCUAACACAGACCUUCAACAGCAGUUGAUUCAUGAACGUACCGAGGAAAAGAAGAAGAUAUUCGAGUUAGCUGGUGGUAAGAAGAAGGUGGAUCAGGAGAGAGAUCGUGACCCUAGAAGGAGUGUACCUUAUCUACCACUAGUCGAACAGCAGAGGCGAGAACAGUGGCGACCGUAUACUGAGGUUCCGAAUUUCUUAUGGUAUUACCUAAUUUUAAGGGCCAGUCUAGAGAAUUCGGUAACGAUAAUCGAAAUACCACCGAGUAAUCUAAGGCGCCAGCUAGUUCGUAACCGCCUAUACGACCGUCUAUGUGCAACGCAAAAUUGCAUAAUUUGCCCCAAGGGUAGAGACGGUGACUGCAUAAGUUCGGGUACAGUCUAUCUGUUCUCUUGUAAAGUGUGCGGGGACGGAUACGUUGGUGAGACGGGUAGGCCACUCUGCGUACGUAUAAAAGAACACCUAAUCGGCAAACGUAAGCCAAGUACUCCACUAGGUACGCAUAGCACGCAGAAACAUAAUGGAGAAGAUUUUGAAGUAAGGGUUACGAUCCUCACGCAAGAAUCCUUGAACACAAGCGCGCAAAACUCUAGAGGCAUUCUGGAUUAA
Messenger RNA from Angiostrongylus costaricensis, 3183 nucleotides. The record is from the annotation of a GenBank genome assembly. Lineage: Eukaryota; Metazoa; Nematoda; Chromadorea; Rhabditida; Metastrongylidae.